Molecule: messenger RNA, 3502 nt
Organism: Zea mays
Lineage: Eukaryota; Viridiplantae; Streptophyta; Magnoliopsida; Poales; Poaceae
Product: receptor kinase-like protein Xa21
Exons: 2
Coding region: 161-3373 (1070 amino acids)
Biological process (GO): protein phosphorylation
Molecular function (GO): protein kinase activity; ATP binding; protein binding
Source: RefSeq, a predicted model, not a curated record
CCAUCCUGUUCGGCUUCUCUGUCUCCUCGCCUUCUUUGGCAGCCUGCAUGUGGCCGCCACAUCCAACGAGAGGGAAAACGACCAGCAAGCACUCCUGUGCUUCAAGUCCCAGCUUUCCGGUACAGUCGGCACUCUCUCCUCAUGGAGCAGCAACACAUCCAUGGAGUUCUGCAGCUGGCACGGGGUCAGCUGCAGCGAGCAUUCACCUCGCCGUGUGAUCGCGCUGGACCUCGCAUCAGAAGGCAUCACAGGUACCAUACCACCCUGCAUCGCCAAUCUCACCUCUCUCACAAGGCUGCAGCUGGCAAACAACAGCUUCCGCGGCAGCAUACCGCCGGAGCUCGGACUCCUCAGCCAGCUCCGCAUCCUGAACCUGAGCAUGAACUCUCUAGAAGGCACCAUCCCUUCCGAACUCUCUUCGUGUUCCCAGCUUCAGGCCCUUGGACUGUGGAACAACUCCCUUCGCGGCGAGGUACCACCUGCCCUAGGCCAGUGCGUCCAGCUCGAGGAGAUCGACCUCAGCAACAACGAUCUAGAAGGGAGCAUCCCCUCCCGUUUCGGGGCUCUUCCAGAGUUGCGGACACUCGUCCUCGCUGGCAACAGGCUCAGUGGCGCCAUACCUCCCUCGUUGGGCCGCAGCAGCCUCUCCCUCACGCACGUUGACCUUGGGGCAAACGCUCUCACCGGCGGGAUUCCGGAGUCCCUGGCCGGCAGCUCGUCUCUCCAGGUGCUUAGGCUCAUGAGGAACAGCCUCGGUGGAGAACUGCCACGGGCUCUCUUCAACACAUCAUCGCUCAUCGCCAUCUGCCUCCAGGAAAACAAGUUUGUUGGCCCUAUACCACCUGCCACUGCCGUCGUCUCUCCCCCGGUAAAACACCUUCACCUGGGAGGGAACUUUCUCUCCGGAACGAUACCGGCCUCGCUGGGGAACCUUUCUUCCCUGCUUGACCUUCGUCUUACUCGGAACAGGUUGCAUGGGAGAAUCCCAGAGAGCAUAGGCUAUCUGCCAGCGCUAAGUUUACUGAACCUGAAUCUGAACAACCUGUCUGGGCCAGUGCCACUCUCCCUGUUCAACAUGUCCUCCCUGAGAGCUCUCGCUAUGGGGAACAACUCGCUCAGCGGGAGACUGCCGUCAGGCAUCGGCUACACGCUACCGAGAAUUCAGAUCCUCAUCCUCCCGUCCAACAGGUUUGACGGUCCAAUUCCAGCUUCUCUCCUCCAUGCUCACCACAUGCAGUGGCUCUACCUCGGACAGAACAGCCUAACCGGGCCUGUGCCGUUCUUCGGAACGCUGCCGAAUCUGGAAGAACUCCAAGUGUCGUAUAACCUGCUGGACGCGGGGGACUGGGGCUUCGUCUCUUCGCUGUCAGGUUGCUCUAGACUGACUAGGCUCUACCUGGCCGGGAACAGUUUCCGAGGGGAGCUGCCGAGUUCUAUCGGCAAUCUUUCUAGCAGCCUCGAGAUACUGUGGCUACGGGACAACAAGAUCAGCGGGCCCAUACCGCCGGAGCUGGGAAACCUCAAGAACCUCAGCACGCUGUACAUGGAUCACAACCGCUUCACUGGUAGCAUACCGGCAGCGAUCGGGAACCUGAAAAGACUGGUGGUUCUGUCCGCUGCACGGAACAGGCUCUCAGGCACCAUCCCUGACGCGAUCGGCGACCUCGUCCAGCUGACCGAUCUGAAACUGGACGCCAACAACUUGAGUGGCAGGAUACCCGCGAGCAUAGGACGCUGUACUCAGCUCCAGAUACUCAAUCUUGCUCGUAAUGCGCUGGACGGUGGUAUACCGAGAUCGAUCCUCGAAAUAUCCUCUCUUUCUCUAGAACUUGACCUGUCGUACAACCGCCUGGCUGGGGGCAUCCCGGAUGAAAUCGGCAACCUCAUCAACUUGAACAAACUCAGCGUCUCAAACAACAUGCUGUCCGGCAGCAUCCCGUCCGCGCUCGGCCAGUGCGUGCUUCUGGAGUACCUUAAGAUGCAGAACAAUCUCUUUACAGGAAGCGUUCCACAGUCGUUUGCAGGACUGGUCGGGAUCAGAGAGCUGGAUGUCUCCAGGAACAAUCUGUCUGGGAAGAUCCCAGGGUUCCUCACGUCCCUGAACUAUCUGAACUAUCUCAAUCUAUCCUUCAACGAUUUCGACGGAGCAGUUCCGGAAGGCGGCGUUUUUGGCAACGCUAGUGCGGUGUCAAUCGAAGGAAAUGGUCGCUUGUGCGCUGCUGUUCCAACGAGAGGUGUCACCCUUUGUUCAGCGAGGGGCCAGAGCAGGCACUAUAGCUUGGUUCUAGCUGCAAAGAUAGUAACGCCAGUUGUUGUUACAAUCAUGUUGCUUUGCCUGGCGGCAAUUUUCUGGCGGAAGAGAAUGCAGGCGGCAAAACCGCAUCCGCAGCAAUCCGAUGGCGAAAUGAAGAACGUCACAUACGAAGAAAUCUUGAAGGCGACAGAUGCGUUCUCUCCUGCUAACUUGAUCAGCUCAGGCUCAUAUGGAAAGGUUUAUAAGGGUACCAUGAAGCUUCACAAAGGACCAGUGGCCAUCAAGAUUUUUAACCUCGGUAUACAUGGAGCGCAUGGGAGCUUCCUCGCAGAAUGUGAGGCUCUCAGAAACGCCCGGCACCGAAAUAUCGUAAAAGUAAUCACAGUAUGCUCUUCAGUGGAUCCUGCUGGGGCUGACUUCAAGGCCAUAGUUUUCCCAUACAUGCUGAACGGGAACCUGGACAUGUGGCUGAACCAGAAGACCCAUCAAAAUAGUCAGAGAAAGACUCUGAGCUUAAGCCAAAGAAUCAGUGUGUCACUGGAUGUAGCAAAUGCUGUGGACUAUCUCCACAACCAAUGCGCGUCGCCAUUGAUACACUGCGACCUGAAGCCAAGCAAUGUUCUUUUGGACCUUGACAUGGUGGCAUAUGUCGGCGACUUUGGCCUAGCAAGGUUUCAACGUGAUACACCAACUGCCCAUGAAGGCAGCUCGGCGAGCUUUGCUGGCCUAAAAGGAUCCAUUGGAUAUAUCCCACCAGAGUAUGGCAUGAGUGAGGGCAUAUCAACCGAGGGUGAUGUCUACAGUUUCGGAGUGCUCUUGUUGGAGAUGAUGACAGGCCGCCGUCCCACCGAUGAAAAGUUCAGUGAUGGUACAACCCUGCAUGAGUUUGUUGGUAGAGCGUUUCGAAAUAAUAAUAAUAAUAUGGACGAGGUUGUUGAUCCAGUUUUGAUACAAGGCAACGAAACCGAAGUGCUGCGUGACUGCAUAAUUCCCUUGAUUGAAAUAGGGUUGUCCUGCUCGGUGACAUCUUCCGAAGACCGACCAGGGAUGGACAGGGUUUCUACCGAGAUCCUUGCAAUCAAGAAGGUUCUCUCAAACAUACAUGAUAAAUUGAAAUAAUUAUAAAUUGUACAUGUAGUACCUAGACUUAGUGAUCUAGCUAUGGAUUGCAAAUGGGUAGUAAUGCUUUUAUACAUCUAACAUAAGAAAAUUUGCAUUCUGCAUAGCUUCUAAAAGUUGGUAUUUUGC